UCAAUCAGUCCAACUAAAUCCAAAUUUGAAAUAUCCUUUUCUAUUUCUUGAACAAAUACAAAUGAAUACAUGAUUAGAAGAGAAGCUAAGACAAAAUAAGAGAGGAGGAUCAUAUAUUAAAAUUAAGUUAAAUCGAGAAGCUAGAAGAAUAUAAAUUAUGGCUUGUUUUUUUCCAUAUAAUAGCAGAAACUUGGAUACAAGUUUCUUCAUAUUCAGGCCAACAAUAGUGAUUGUGGAUGAUCUUGUGGAAGCUCUCAAGCAUUUCUCUUUUUCUACUCAAAAUCUUGGAUGUGUGCAAAGUGCUAUUUUUAGAAGCAUUCAUGGGAAUAUGAUGGUAUGGUAUGGAGCAUGGAUAAAGAGAUCUACUGAGAAUAAGGACUCAUUGGCUGCAACUCUUCUUUCAAUGUUAACAAGUGUAUCAAGCAUGGCAAUCCUACUAGAACAUGGCUUCUUUGAUGCAUAUGCUGGAGAAUCAAAGGAUCAUUCCCCCGCUGCGAAAUUCUACACAGGGGACAUUGUUUCCAUGAACUCUGCCUCUUUCUCCCAUCACGACAUCAUGCCAAUCGAAGACUUUACAUACGCGUGCUUAGCCAUUUUUAAGGACCGGUUCCACAACAUGAAUGGCGCCGUUUCUGGGGUUUGCUUCAAGUCCCAACAACUAUCCAAAGUAGCCGCGGUUUUCGUGUGGAAAUCCUUACAAUGUUGCUACAGUUACAUCUUGAAUCAAGAUUCCAGGAGUGUUCUUCCUUAUUUUGAUGGCUUUUCACUAGAUUUAAAAUAUGAUGUGUUUAAAGUUGUUUAUGUUAGUGGAGAUAGUGCCUUAAAUUUUCAUAUUUUCCCUCCACACAAGAUGUUGGAGGGCAAACAGGGGUUGCACAAUGUUGCUCAAGAACUUAAUAGAAUUUCUGAAUAAAAAAUGAAAAUAAAGAUUAGUAGGUAAGUACUACUAGUAUUGGGCAUAGAGACAUCAUGUGGAUCAUGCCUUCAAUUUUGGUAUGUAAUCCAUAACUAUAUUAUGAGGAGAAUGGAAUUUU
Solanum stenotomum is the source of this 1034-nucleotide messenger RNA. RefSeq lists its product as uncharacterized. The record is from RefSeq and is a predicted model, not a curated record. The transcript has 3 exons. Lineage: Eukaryota; Viridiplantae; Streptophyta; Magnoliopsida; Solanales; Solanaceae. The coding region runs from base 158 to 913 and encodes 251 amino acids.